Messenger RNA from Amyelois transitella, 1343 nucleotides. Its product is annotated as WD repeat-containing protein 74. The coding region runs from base 94 to 1317 and encodes 407 amino acids. NCBI's taxonomy places the organism in Eukaryota, Metazoa, Arthropoda, Insecta, Lepidoptera, Pyralidae. The record is from RefSeq and is a predicted model, not a curated record. Gene Ontology annotation, biological process: ribosomal large subunit biogenesis. Gene Ontology annotation, molecular function: protein binding. Gene Ontology annotation, cellular component: preribosome, large subunit precursor; nucleolus. The transcript is spliced from 9 exons.
AAAUAAAUUCAAUUGCUCAGUCAGCCUCACGUGUGUUUUGAUUACGAUGUGCGGUUAUUUGUGAAUAUUUUGCAGAACAAUUACAACAGAACUAUGUUAUUAACAGAAGACAAAGAGGUCGACAUAUUCGUCGCAAGUAAAAUAGGUUCUUUUAAACAUGUCAAAUACCACACGGACAGUUCUAAAAACAAUAAGAAAUGUAUAGAAAAUCUUGUUGACAUAAAAUCUCUGCAGAAAGAUGACAGCAUUACAUGUAUGGAGUGGGGGAAUGCUGAUCAGACAGAGAUUCUACUAGGGCGAGCUAAUCAGGAGAUCCAAAUCUAUAACACCGAGGGAAGGACAGUUACAAAAACUUACACGGCCGACUUCGGCACAGGACAUCUUGUGGGCCUCGGCCGAUGUAAACGGAAGGUCAUAGCUGCAUUAUCCGCUGGUGUGGUCAAGAUUUGGAGCAGAAAAGAGGAGUGUACCAUAGAAACUGGUAAACUUGAUCGGAUGAGGGUGUGCGCUGAUGAUCCAACUAUGUUCGCUACAGGGGGCGAAGAAAACGAUCUGAAAGUCUAUCGUAUUGGCGAUGAGACACCAAUUUUCUCCGCGAAGAAUUUGUCACACGACUGGCUUCAACUGAGGAGGCCCGUGUGGGUGACCGACCUGGCCUUCGUGCCGGGCGAGGGGGGGAACCUGGUGGCGGCAUGUUCGAGGCAUGGAUACGUCAGAUUAUACGACUCGCGAGCCCAACGUAGACCAGUUAUCAACGUGGAUUUCGAAAUGGCCGCCACCUGUAUUACGCCUAGUUUUGACGAGCGCCAAGUUUUGGUGGGCUUCGGCCGCGGCCAGCUCCACCUGGUGGACCUUCGCAGGGGCAAGCCUGACAAGGGCUACAAGGGUGCAACAGGGGCCGUCACCGACGUGGCCGUCUUCCCCCGGGAGAGGCUCGUGGUCAGCUCCAGCCUGGACAGACAUCUCAGGGUGCACCAGUUCGAUACUAAGGAGCUGGUUUGUAAGCAUUACCUAACAUCGAAACUAGCAAGAGUAUUGGCUCAGACUGAGAGGAACACACCGCUGUUGCGUACACCCGACGAAGCGGCAAAGACGGAGGAAUUGGACGAGAUGGACCAGCUGUUCGAUGAUAUGGAGGCUGUCGGUGAAACACCAAUCGAAUCAGAUCCAAUUCCUACGAAGAAAGUCAAGUCCAAUCCGAAAGAAGACUCCGAUGAAGCGAUAAGGAAUCUUCUCCGGAAAACAGAGAAGACUAAGAAGAAACGGGAACAGCGGAAAAAAGAGAAGAAAGCUAAAAGCGUGUUCCAUAACGCUUAGAAUAUAUUAUAUUUUUUUUGUUACGA